This is a messenger RNA of Ctenopharyngodon idella (grass carp), 5879 nucleotides long. RefSeq names its product regulator of chromosome condensation (RCC1) and BTB (POZ) domain containing protein 2 (gene rcbtb2). Gene Ontology annotation, molecular function: protein binding. The record is from RefSeq and is a predicted model, not a curated record. The transcript is spliced from 12 exons. The coding region runs from base 173 to 1756 and encodes 527 amino acids. NCBI's taxonomy places the organism in Eukaryota, Metazoa, Chordata, Actinopteri, Cypriniformes, Xenocyprididae.
AAUCCAGAUCCACCCAUAUGACACACACUGCCAACAGAGAAGAAGACUGCAGACAUCCACAGCUCUGUUUUCAUCUUUCCUAGCCAUGCAAAACUGAUCGCUUUUCCUCAUCUACGUACCCCUUUGACACCCGGAAUGAAGACUUUGGAGUUUAUAUUAACACAAGAGUAGUAUGCUGGACGUAGGAAAGUGGCCGGUGUUUGCCCUCCUGCCCCCUGAGGAGCUGCGGCUCGUCCGUCAAGCCUGUGUGUUCGGCAGCGCUGCCAAUGAGGCCAUCUACGUUACCGUCAAUGAUGAGGUGUUUGCACUGGGGACAAACUGCAGUGGCUGUCUGGGGCUCGGGGACACACAGAGCACCAUUGAGCCCAGGCGGAUCGACAUCUUGUGUGGGAAGAAAAUUGUCUCUUUGAGCUACGGCACAGGGCCACACGUGGUCAUCACCACUGCAGAUGGAGAAGUUUAUGCCUGGGGUCACAAUGGCUACAGUCAGCUGGGUAAUGGCACCACCAACCACGGCCUGACUCCUGCCCUGGUUUCUACCAACCUCAUCAGCAAGAGGGUGACAGAGGUGGCCUGUGGCUCUCACCACACCAUAGCCCUCACAACAGAGGGAGAGGUGUUUGCCUGGGGCUACAACAACUCCGGGCAGGUGGGCUCCGGAUCCACGGCCAACCAGCCCACCCCACGCAGGGUCAGCAGCUGCCUGCAGAACAAGGUGGUGGUCAACAUCGCCUGUGGACAGCUCUGCUCUAUGGCCGUUCUGGACAAUGGAGAGACAUAUGGCUGGGGUUAUAACUGCAAUGGGCAGCUCGGUUUGGGCAACAAUGGCAACCAGCAAACCCCCUGCCGGAUCGCUGCCUUACAGGGAAUCAACAUCAUACAGGUUGCAUGUGGAUACGCACACACAUUGGCUCUUACAGAUGAGGGAUUUGUUUACUCUUGGGGUGCGAACUCCUACGGGCAGCUGGGUACGGGCAACAAGAGCAAUCAGGCUGUGCCCACCCUCAUCAACAUGGACAAAGAGAGAAUGGUGGAGGUCGCUGCGUGUCACACCAGUCACACAUCGGCGGCAAAAACACAGAGCGGUCAGGUGCUGAUGUGGGGUCAGUGUCGGGGUCAGGCCGUGGCUUACCCUCACCUCACGCACUUCACCAGCACUGACGAUGUCUUCGCCUGCUUCGCCACACCGGCGGUCACCUGGCAUCUCCUGUCUGUGGAUGGAGAUGACUACCUGACUGUUGCCCAGUCCCUAAAGCGAGAGUUUGACAGCCCAGAAAUCUCUGACCUAAAGUUCCUGGUUGAUGGCAAGUGUAUUCACGUGCACAAAGCCCUUCUUAAAAUCAGGUGUGAGCAUUUCCGAGCACUGCUGAACGAGACUGAUGAAGAGACCAUUGAGAUUCAUCAGUUCUCUUAUCUGGUGUAUCGCGCAUUCCUGGAGUACCUGUAUACUGAUACCAUCAACCUCCCACCUGAGGAUGCUAUUGGUCUGCUGGAUUUGGCCACAUACUACCGUGAGAGCCGUCUGAAAAGACUGUGUCAGGAGACCAUCAAGAGAGGCAUCACAGAGGAGAACGCUAUAACACUGCUCUCAGCUGCUGUCAAGUAUGAAGCACGGGAUCUGGAAGAGUUCUGUUUCAAGUUUUGCGUUAACCACCUGACGGCCGUCACUCAGACGCAGGCCUUCGCCGACAUGGACCACGAUCUGCUGAAGAACUUUAUCAGCAAAGCCAGCCGCUACGGGGCCUUCAAAAACUGACUGAGAGAUGGAGUCUAGGCAGGUAUUCUGCUCAGGCUCUGCUACAUCCAGGCCUGUUAACUCAUAUGCCUCAGAUCUGGAGAGAGUUACUCCAAAUUCCUGUGGUUUGAGCGUGAAGAAGUGGAAAGCCACUGCACUGGUUUUCUUCUGGGUCCCAGUGCCUUUAAACUGCAUUCCCAUUUGAAGCCCUACAUAACUUGAAGAAUUCAAGACUAGUGUCUCUGGAUUCAAAGGGAUGAUACGAGUUUAAAUAGAUUGUAAUGAAAUAGCUAAACAAACAACCAUACACCUCUGAGGUGCUUUACGGGCAAGGGAUUCAUCUGUGCAUAAGCAAAAGGGAAGAACCAUCUCAUGUAGGAGAUAAUUGAUGGAGAAAGAGUUGCUUUUCUGUUACUGAAUUAUUGUUUUGGGUCAAGGUUACCAAAUCCAUCUCUUGCUGUCAUGAUGGCCUUUAUAAAGCAGGCCAACAGCCGAACCUCCUGCAGAGUUUCAAAGAUAAAGCUGUCAUAGGAUAUCAUGAUUUCAUUUUUUUUUCUUUUCUUCUGGCAUUAGAAGUAAUUUUACACUGUAAUAUGUCAUACAAGUGAAGUAUAGCGUUAUUUUUAAAUUUAGUAUCAAGUGACUUUGGCACCAAUCAUUUACAGAUCCAACUAAUGUCAUUUAUGUUAUUUUUUUACUGACAGUAAUGUUACUUUUGAUAUGUUUGCACUAUUUCUGUGUAACAGUGUUAUUUUGAAUAGGUCAAUGUCCAAAAGGUCAAUGUCUGUGCUUUUGUCCAGUCAUAUUUUUACAAGCACCAACAUGAGUGAAUCUCGCAAAAAAAAAAAAAAAAAACUGUCAAGAAAAUGUCCAAACCAUACUUCACCCCAAAAUCAUAUAUAUAUAUAUAUAUAUAUAUAUAUAUAUAUAUAUAUAUAUAUAUAAAAUAUUAUUUUAAUUCAUUUUUUACAUUUGGAGUGAAAUAUGAUUGGGACAUUUCUUCAUGGCAUCACCCAUCUGCACUGCUAUUGUUGAGAAACGGUGCCGUCUGGUGGUGAUGAUGCAAAGCUAAUCAUGUGUCCAUAUUCUGUUAAAUAAUUCACUUUCCAUUGACAGCUAAAGAUUUUCUUGUACCCCCAGUAAAUCCAAACUCCUCCUAGAUAUUUUUUAUUACAUAUGAUAGCAUCAGCCAACCUACCCAAUCUUGAAAUAGCACUUGAAACAACAAGCAUAUGUUUUAUUCCAAGGGUUUACAGUAAGUUAAGAGGUGUUAAUCAGGCACAACCUGAUGUCAGAGAGCGCUUUCACUCUCUCUGUGUGUUCUUGAUGGUCAGUUGUUACAGUCUGUUCAUAUUUGUUUACACGCAGUCAGGGGCUUCUGUUCUGUUGUGGAUACAUGGUUUCCUUCUUUUGUAACCCCGUCAAUGAGGGUCAGGACUGCUAACCCUGCCGAUUGCCAAGAAGAGGGUCUGUUAAAUGUUCCCUAGUGGUCAUUUAACACUUGAAUAAUCUCUGUUUUAAGAUGAUACCAAACUGCUUGUUUUCCUUUAAGCAAAUGUCAUACAGCACUUUGAAUAUUUAAAUAAAUGUCGUUUAUGUUGAAACUGAUGUGCUACAUAACUGUUUUGGAAAAGUUAGAAUUACAAAUAUUAUAUUGUAGUACAAACAUUGCACUCUUCUUUUUUUCACUUUUUAUUCUUUAUAAGUUAUAAUAUAUUAAUUAUAAUAUAUUAUAAUAUAUUAAUAUUAUAAUAUAAUAUAUUAAUAUUAUUCUUCUUAUGCAUCACAGUAUAUAAAUAAUUUGUAGAUGGUUUGCUCGGAGCAAAGGCUGACAGGGUUAUAACCUGGGCUCUGAACGAAGUUGAGAGCACCUUAGUAACGCAACUUCUCUUGGUUUAAGGACAACUCUACAGUCAUCAGGACGAAAACCCAUGCAUGACUCGCUGACUAGAAGAGCAUGUAUAUAACUGACUUGUUUAACUGAUACAAUUGUGGGUAAAAGCGCCGUCUUGAAAGUGAGUACUUAUAGCGAAGCAGGCUGGACUGGCUUGAAUGGCGAACACGUCAGGGCUUUCAAAACUAAAGCCAAAUCCCAAGUGGGGAUUGUAGACGGGCGAGGAGGGUUUAGCCAUCUCGCGCCAUGUAAAGGUUUGACCACUAGGUCAUUCCUGCCAACUGGCCGACCAUCAGUUCUGCUAUGAAAAGCUUACAUAGCGGCAACGUAAAAUUUGAGCGUAGAAGGUGCACGGCCUUCAUCUACACGCUCCUGCAAGAAUGACAUAACUGGAAUCUGACAAUUCACAGAGUCCUCGUUACUUGAGCUGCACAAGCUCUAAAAUACUUUCAAUUUAUGAGCAUAGAGUCGCCUGGUAGAAGGGGCACUUGCUGCAGUACUUGUCUUUAAUUCGUUGGGCAGUGUAACUGAUGCCAGCAGCCAGACAUGCAGAUUGUUGCUGUCGCCAUCAUGAGUGGAUGAGAGCAAAGUGGCGGUUGUGCCAGCAUUAUUGCCUAUAUCACAGUAAUGCUGAGUUCCUAGACUUUGUUGAACGCCGUGCCUGAACGACAGGAAAUUACUGUUGGUGCUUUAUCCACUACAGAAAUUAUGGAAUGGAAUGGAAUAUAAUGCCCAAAUACCAAUAAGGCGGCAGUCAUGCCAGGAGUAAUUAUAGAUCGGGAGAACCCCUGUGAAAGGUUCCACUCCCUAAGAAGGGGAUAUGAUGGGUGGUUGAGUGGCAGAAGCCUGUGAUAGUUCAACACACUCUCUGAAUGAACCAUGAUCAGCCAAACAUUCAGAUCAUUCAGCUCGCAAACUCCACUCAGAGAGCCAUGUUCGCGCACUCCAAGAACGUACACACUUAUAGUAGGGAAUGCAAAGCGGUACGCUGUGCCCAUGAAGCAAUCUCAGGGUGCAUUCGCACUAGGUGAACUGAACCGUGCCCGAGCACAUUUGACCCCCAAAGUCUGGUUCGCUUGACUUGCGUGAUCGGCCAGAGAUGCACGGUUCAGUUGGGCUCGGGCACGGUACGCAUAUAGUGUGAGCACUAACCGCGCCGGAGCAGCUAUUACUUUUGUGUGCGCAUCAUUGUCGAUCACUGUUAUCAUUACGACAGCAAACAUGUUCUAUUACUACUUGGACAGUACACACCAGGGCACGGUACAAGGCAACUGUGCCUAGUGUGAGUGCAUCCUCAGAAACACUGGUGAUGAGGGCUAUCUGAAUAUAGAAGUAGGUAGAGUUGUGAAAAGUACCGACUUCAGUACCAAGUUGGUACUGAAAUUUUAAAAAUGUGACGCUUUGAGCACUGUUGAGCGGAUUCGUAAACCCCUCUGAUUGGCCAUUGUUUUCAUGCUCUCAUCGGAUAUGUCUAUUUUUAACAUUUCAGUACUGACUUGGUACUGAAGUCAGUACUUUGACAACUCUAGAAGUAGGCACUCUCCAGAUGUACUGAGAUAAUUUAACUUCUCAGCCAACCUGUGAGAGGAUCUUUUUAUACGGAGCUCGCUGCUUUAAGGCAAUGGGCGAGAGAAAAGAAUAGGCACAGAAGCACUGUAUUCUGUCUUCCAGCUUUGUCGCACCGCACAGUGGAACACAUAGCACAAAGACAACUAGUGAUCUCAAUGCCCGCAAUAGGCAGGGAAACCGAGAGUGGAGUAAGAUAGCGGGUAGACUUCCGUCAAUCUGAAUGCGGCAUGUUCCUCAUGUUGGGAACGGAUGGCUUUUCAGCCACGAGUUCUGUGGUUUUGUAGCUGGCUCAGGCUCUAUGCAAGAGGCUGAAGCCGGCUAGACAACAGUUGCACAAUGCUAUGCAGAGGAAGAGCGCUGAAAACAGCGGCACAGCCUGUGUAUUAAAGUCCAAGUCCAAGAUGAAUAACGUGCAUCACUUUCAGGUAUGUUGACAAACAUGUGAAACGUAUAUUUUGGGCUAUUGAAGUUAAUGGGUGAGAUUAAUUAAACGUGUUUAACACCAUUAAUAAUUUGAUAGCAACGCAUCUGAUUUUAUACUAAUGCAAUUUUUGUCAUAUAAUUUAAAUUGUUAAUGCGCUAUGCAUUGCAAUUUGAACCUUGGUAAAGACUUGUAGGGCUGUCACAAUUCCUCAAUUAAAUUCGAGUGCUCGAUUUAAAAAAAAAAAAAAAAAAAUAAAA